AUGAUUGACGAAUCCUUUCAUACAAUUUUUGCAUUCGCAUUGCAUCGAGACACAAAACCAAAGGACAUGGCCUCAUUAGAUUCCCGGAACUCACCUCCAAACCCAUCUUUUGCAAUAAGAGAAACUUCUGCAGCCCACAAAUUCCUGAGAUGCAUCUCUUCGAAAGAAACACCCUCGUUCUCCCAUUUUUCUUACACCCCACCACCUCGUCUAAGCACUUCAAACACUCACACCUCUCCAAUAUUCUCCUCUCCUCCUCAUCAAUGCUCUUGCACCCCAGUCGAUAACCUACUCAACAACCUUGAAAGCACUUAUACUUACAGGUGCCUGUCCUCUGUCCUCAAAAAAGAUGGCCAGAUAUUAUCUAUAGCCAUGUCAAAUGGUCUUAUCUAUACUGGUUCUGCCACCAAUCUCAUACGGUUGUGGAAAUUACCGGAGUUCACCGAGUGUGGCCAACUUAAGACUAAGGCCUGCAUGGUUGUUGCAUUACAAGUUUCACAUGAUAGGGUUUAUGCUGCCUAUGCCGACGGCAAGAUUCGAGUGUGGAGAAGAUCAUGGGAUGGAGCUUUCAAACAUAUCCGGUUGGCGACCAUUCCUAGCUCCGGUGGUUAUUUCCGAAGCUUUAUUGCCCGGAAAGAUAAGAUGAUCAAGCAUGCCGGGCCGAUUACAUCAUUAGCAAUCAACAUUUCAGAUGACAUCCUAUACUCAGCUUCCCUUGAUAAAACAGUGAAGGUAUGGCGAAUAUCAGACCUCAAAUGCAUUGAGACCAUCAAAGCUCAUUUAGAGCCCGUCAACGCCAUUGUCGUUGCCGACGAUGGUAUACUUUACACCGCCUCCGACGAUGCCUCAAUCAGAGUAUGGCGGCGCAACUUUUGUAGCGGGGAACGACCCCAUUCGCUCACUGUAACCCUACCGGCCAAGCACUCACCUGUGAAAACUCUAACCCUAAACUCAGAUAACAGGGUGCUGUACGGUGGGUGCACAGAUGGUUUCAUUCACUAUUGGCUCACAGGGUGGUUCUCAGGCCAACUACAAUAUGGCGGUGCACUCCAGGGCCACACGCAUGCAGUACUGUGCAUGGCCAAUGUGGCAAAAUAUGUGAUCAGUGGCUCAGCUGACUCAACCAGUAGGGUUUGGGUGAGAGAAUCAGAGGGACAACACACAUGCGUAGCAGUUUUAGUCGGUCAUAGAGGACCUAUUAGGUGUGUUACUGCAUUUCUGGGGCGAUCAGAGGAUGAUAAUGAAGACGGGUGCACCAUUUGCACUGGAAGUCUUGAUGGGGUCUUGAAAUUGUGGCGUGUGACUCGUACCAACAAGGAAAGUGGGUAUUUUUCGCAAAAUGCAUGCGAUUAUUUUGAUCUGCAGUAG
Dovyalis caffra is the source of this 1368-nucleotide messenger RNA. Lineage: Eukaryota; Viridiplantae; Streptophyta; Magnoliopsida; Malpighiales; Salicaceae. The record is from the annotation of a GenBank genome assembly.